Messenger RNA from Penaeus vannamei (Pacific white shrimp), 5203 nucleotides. RefSeq lists its product as uncharacterized. The record is from RefSeq and is a predicted model, not a curated record. Lineage: Eukaryota; Metazoa; Arthropoda; Malacostraca; Decapoda; Penaeidae. Gene Ontology annotation, molecular function: protein binding.
GCCAAAGUAUCCAGCUGUGCCAUACCUCAUUGCCAGCUUCCCCGAGACACAAAAGCUAUUUAGUGACAGAAAUGAAACCGCGGAGGUUACACAUUUCGAAAUGAACUUCAGCCCCAGAUUUACAACAAGGAAGGGAACUUUGCAAGCAUUUUAUGUCGCAGCCACUCACAGGUUUGGGUUUUAGUGCUUCCUGAAGGUGCGGGACCUUAAUUGUUCCCGGAUGUGACGCCUUGUUUCCGUGAGGUAUUGCUGACGAAAAUGUCGCUCCCAAAGAAGGGGAAGGUACCAGGAGGUCAGGAGGAGGAUCUUCUCUCCAAACACCUGCCCGAAGAUGCUGAUGACAUCAAUCCGAACUUCCCAGACAACCAAGGACGCACGCCUCUCCACUAUGCUGCGGAGACUGGGUGUGUUCGACAAACAACAGAAUGGCUCAACAGGGGAGCAGAUGCCAAUAUUGCGGAUGUCUAUGGGUCGACGCCUCUUCAUCUUGCGGUGGAGAACGGACACUUCGACUGCACGGAGACCUUGCUGCAGAGAGGAGCUCAAGUCAACGCAAAGAAUUAUGACUAUGGCCAGACGCCGCUCCUGAAAGCCAGUCUGAACGACGACCUUGCUGUUGUCAAGCUCCUACUUUCCUACGAGGCUGACCCGAACAUCCCGGACUAUACAGGUGGAACGCCACUUCACGCCGCCGCGAAAGAAAAUUAUGCCGACCUUUUAUCUGUUUUACUUAAAGGAGGAGGUGACCCAAACGUCACAACGAAAAUGGGCUGGACCCCUCUCCACAUGGCGGCCAUGAGGGGUCAUCUUCAUGCUGUAGAGAUUCUCGUCCAUAAGGCUGAUGUCAACAUUCGAGACCAGAAAGGUCAGACACCUCUCCUCCAGGCGGUCUUAGAGAACCAUUACUUCAUAGUGGAGCGCUUGUUGCGUGCGGAUGCGGAUCCCAACAUAGCCGAGAUAUCAGGCGAUACACCUCUUCAUGUUGCGGCUGAAAAGGGGUUUAAGAUUAUUUUCCAUCUGUUGUUGAACGGAGAAGCUCGACCAGACGUCUUUAACAGGAAAGAUAGGACGCCUCUUCACGUGGCGGCGAAAUUGGGGUUCCACAGCGCAGUAAAAGGUCUGGUGAAGUCCGGCGCCGAUCUGGACGUUCUGGAUAGGAAAGGUUGGUCUCCGCUUCAUCUGGCAGCGUGGAAAGGGCAUGCGAGAGCUACCGAGAUUUUGACGCGGUAUGGAGCUGAUGUUGACAUUAGGAACAGAGAAGGCUGGACUCCACUCCAUAUGGCUUGUAUGCUUGGACGCGUAGAAAUCGUGGACAUGUUGGCCAAAGAAGCAGAUAUAAACUCACAGAACAAUCAAGGUUGGACGCCUCUGGACUAUGCCAAUUUCUACUCUCACACUCACCUCGUAAAGAUAUUAAAAGCCCUCGGAGCCACGCGAAACACCGCUGAUUCCGCUGCAUCUAAGCCUGGCAAAAAAGCAGAGACUCAAGAAUGUGGAGCAAUAGGAGUCCUAGACGCCAUCUCCUGGGUCGCACACUAUUACAAAUGUGACAGUAAGGAUGACGACAUGAAAUUCCUAAUUGCCUCUCUCAAAGGGGACGUGAAAGUGGUCAGGAAAAUGAUCCAAGGUGGUGCGUGCGACGUUAAUGCCACGGGCAAGAAUGGUAUUACGGCCCUCCACUGCGCUGCUUUCAGUGGGAAAAUGGCCGUAGUGAGCGAACUGUUAAAUGCAGGGGCAGAUCUUCAGGCUCUGACGGAUCAAGGCGCCUCGGUCUUGCACUGCGCAUGCCUCGCUGGUCGAAUCGUCACGGCGUGGACGUUGGUGAAACGGCAUCGUGCAGACACAGAGGCUUGCGACAGGGCUGGCUUCUCGCCCGAAGACUACGCAAAGCUCCGUGGUCACCAUCAUAUAGUGAGAAGCAUCUACAAGACUUCUAGUAACUCGAACCAACGUCGCUCAGAGCAGGAGGACAUGGCCGUUAGUAAGGAACUCUACGGAAGAAUUUUGGAAGUCCAAGAGAAGGUAGCCCGUGGUCCCCUGGAGAAGCUGAGGCUCUUGUUGGAGUGCGGCGCCUGUGACCCGAACCUUCGGGACGAGCAGGGCAAGACGUUGCUCCACCUGGCCACAGACAAGGACAAUCUUGAGAUAAUCGAGCUUUUGGUUCAACAAAACUCACUACCCACAGCCCGCACACACAAUUUCCUAACGGCUAAAUCCAUCGCAGAGUGGGAGGAACUUCAAGAUAUAGUUUUUUUUUUGUCAAAAUACGAAAUACCAGAUAAUAUGAGCACCCGACAGAAGUGUCUGCUAAACACAAAGUUAUUAACACAUAUCACUGUAACUCUCAACUGGCAAGACACACAGGAGGAGAUGGUCUUUGAAGCAGUAAAGCAUUGCAUAUCACUUCUGCUGUCUGGAGCCCCUCUGGAGCCCCUCUGUUGUCACAGUGUCAGCGCCGUCAACCUUGCCGUAACCACUAACUGUACACCUCUUUUGCCUCUUCUGUUGGCCACUGGUACCUCACUCACGUCCUCAGUCGGCAGUGUUCCGUUGGUCCAGCUUGCUUGGAGUUCGGAGGGCAUCACACCCUGGGUCAAAGUGGUCGUCACCGAGACUGUUGUAAAUCAGCUAAAGACAGAGAUAGACUAUGUAUCAUCGGAAGUCUUGGACAACAUCCUGCAGAAAUCUAUAGAAGAAUUAGUUGUGCUGUUGCAAGGCGAUCAGCCCUGGAAGGCAAAACUGCCAGACCUCCCCUUAGCUGACCAAGACAUGCUGGAUGCCCUGUUGUGCCAGGCUUGUAAGAGAGGUGCCACGAUGGCGGCUUGGUGGGUAUGGCAGCGAGGUGGCACUAUGAUCCCAUUGUCCACUUCAAGUGUUACACCCUUGCAUGUUGCUGUUAGGGCUCAGAAGUGGAAUACUGUAGAGGCCCUCGUCAGACACAUGGGGGCAAAUCUUUUUCUACCAGAAAAUGGUUCUACUGCCUUGGAGACCAUCCCCGCCAAACUUGGGAAAUCACUUUUAGAGGAUUCCUUGGCACAAGAACACAACAUUCUGAACCAGGUCUUCCUCAAGGCACGAGAAGGUGACGAUCAACGCGAACAACAGCAGCUGAUCCUCUUCCACCAUGUGCUUGCUUGCGAAUACGAGCAUCAAAAGGAAGACAAAGUGGAUCACUCCCGCUGGAGGACAGUGCUAGGAUGGUUGAUAUCUGCCCUCACAGUCCCCAUAGACAAAAGCUCUUGGGUCGCCCAGUUGUGUAGGACUUUACGGAAAAGUCUUGAAGUGAAAGAUGAUGUCAGUUUGUCUCGGAUGGAAAAUAAUGAUGGAGACCAUGAGUGUGACUAUUCUUCACUGACUGAAAUGAUAGCUUAUCUGUAUUCUAACUAUGAUCAAUGCAUGAGGGAAGAAAAAGCAAACUCAUUAGGCAAGAAAUCUGAUGCUCUGCUUUCUGAUAUUCAAAGAAAAGCACUCAAAACAUGUUGUGAGAGGAGGCUUCCAUUCUUCCUUCACCUGUUGGUAACGAUAGCUAGUGUUUCUGUUAAUGACAUUGUUGACCAGGAUUACGGUCUCUUACCCUUGCACCUUGCUGCCCGCAGAAAUAAUAGGUCAGCCUUAAUGUAUCUUCUCAGACAUGAAGCCUUUCUGGGCACAGAUAAGUUUGGAAAUACUUUCAUUCAUCAUGCUUACAUGCAUGGCCACUACGACAUCGGUGAUAUGAUCAGCCUUUCGUCUUAUAACAGGAGUGGCAAACAACCUGAUGACUUGAAAAGCGCUUUCUUCACCUACGUAGAGAAUUAUCAUGUGCAUCCAGAAGACAGUAAGAUAGAACUCCAGAAAAACACAAGCAGCUCGCAGGUGAUUCAAGCUCAUCUUCAUCGUCUACAAAAGGAGUGGGAAGAAAAGGGGUUUGAGAAAUCUGUGAGAGAAAUCAAUGUUGAUUAUUCGAAGGGAGAGUCCGCAAAGAUCCUUGAACUUGUGACCAGCCUUUUAGGGCGUUUGAUGGCAGAAGUAGCAGCAAUGGAACCGAUAUUUGAAGGUGAACUGCUCAUGCUAGGAAGCUCAGCCGACAACACUAGGCUUUAUUGCCCCGAUGAGUUUGACUGCAACGUUGUACUGAAAAACAUCAGUGGACACCCAGGCAGGGAGGUGCAGUUGACUUUGGAAACGCACGAAGUGGAACGAGAGGGAUGCAGCAAAUCUAUUCAUCUGUCUUCAAACCGAGACGACAUCAAGCCUCUCUUAGAAGGAUCUACUCUUCUAAACAAGUUCUACAAUGUGAUAAAACGAUGCUUGUUAAAGUGUGACAUGGGAGACAAACGACUUACCAUUGCCUACCCUGGGGUGAAGAGAACAAGGGUAGGUGUGGGGUUGAGACUGCUGUGGCUUGGCGAGGAGUUUAGGAUCUUACACUUAGAUGUAGAUAUUGUUCCUAUUGUGGAAGCACCCUGGCCUGGCGAACUCCCUAAACCUAGCUUGCUAUCGCCUUUCCUGAACAACGUCUACAUCAACAGCACAGGCGAUGGAAACUGGCGCUUCUCCUUCGCCCGUGCUGAGAACGCCAUCAUGAAAAGCCUGACGCCUGAGCAGCAGACAACUUUCCUGGCUUGCAAGAUGAUCAUGGCUCGCCUGAAGAUGGAAGAAUGGGUGCCAAAAGAAGCCCGCGACCAGUACAAGUACUUUGACAGCAAAUUUUUCAGAAUCCCAUCCCCUAGGGGCUUCCUGUUGAAAAAUUCCUUUUUCUUUGAGCUCCAAACGGUGAGUGAACACAGCCUAUGGACCAAAGACAGAAUGAGAGAUAGAAUGAAGUCAAUUUUCAGGAGGAUGUGCACGGAGUUCACCCACCCUGUCACUGGGGAAAAAACUCUGGAGCCUGGGAAGGUGGAAGCAUACUUCGGCCAAAGCACCCAGACCCCGGAAUGCGGGUAUGGAGCGCCGGACAUAUACCUCUUCCUGAACGCAUUGCCUUCCCUGUGGCAUGAUUUGCACACGAACGACAACAAAGAUAGCAGUGCCAGUGAUGAUGAAAUCCUUGAUAAUGACGAAAGCAAAAGCAGUGUGAUGUAAAUAAUGGCUAUAGUAAUGUAAAUAAUACAGAUAAUACUAAUUACAAUAAGGAAAGGUCAGUAAUAUUGAUGUAAAUGUAUAUAACAAUCCUUAGUGUAUAUUGUAAAACAUUUUGAUAAUAAAGACAACGAAUUGUUAA